CUUCCGGAUACGCUCUGGUUGCUGAGGAGUUUUGCCUUGCUGCGGAGAAAAUCAACAGGUUAUCGGGGAAAUCCUUGGAUCAAUAUGCCGCAUACAGGUCAAGCGGGAGUUAAUCAAUUGGGUGGUGUCUUUGUUAACGGGAGGCCAUUACCCGAUUGCGUUCGACAGAGGAUCGUGCAACUCGCUUUGGUCGGCGUCAGACCCUGCGAUAUCUCGCGGCAGCUUCUCGUUUCCCAUGGCUGUGUCUCGAAAAUCUUGACAAGAUUCUACGAAACGGGAAGCAUCCGGCCAGGGAGCAUUGGAGGAAGCAAAACGAAGCAAGUGGCCACACCCACAGUUGUUAAAAAGAUUCUACGAAUGAAGCAGGAACAGCCGACGAUGUUCGCCUGGGAGAUCCGGGAGCAGCUGGCCCGGCAAGGAGCCUGCGAUCCCCAAAGCUUGCCCUCUGUGUCCUCCGUGAAUCGGAUCCUUCGUGGCGGAGGGCUUCACACUGAUCACGCGGCCAUCGAGAACGGUUCCUCCAGCCCUUACGCUUCGCAAGUCUCGUCGAACGUCACCAACAGAGACGCGCUAAUGAGAACGGAUUACCAGCUGUUUUAUCCGGGAGCGUUGGGGCCACUGCACAUUUCCACGACUUCCGGUAAUACCAGCGCGCCAUCUUGGAAUCCGAGCUUCUAUUCAUCCCUGUACCAAGCCACCACGCUGCACUUGCAUCAUGGAAUGCAAUCCUUCACAUCGUUGGACGUGGAACGCCUAUCGGAGCAAAAUGGCGGCGCGAACCAGGUCGAGCUGAAAUCGAGCUCGAGCUCGAUGACGGGCAGCGACGAUUCCCUGGACAAGAGCGACCUCGAUGAGAACACGGAGUCGCAGGAUCACUACAAGCCGUUCCAGAAUUCGCCGAUAAUAUUGGAGCUGGGCCAGAAGAUCGGCAGCGACCGCAGCGCUUUCGUCAGACACAGCACGUCGGGUCCUGCCGGAAGCGUAGAAAACGGGCAGAGUCCACCGCCGGUCGGCACCGAGAAUCAGAAGACACCGUCGCCGCGAAUCGCGGAGAACGGAAAUGAGCAGAACACGAUGGCCAAAGAAGCGGCGGCCGAGGGCAGGCCGGCGCAACCUCAGCGGAAGAGGAACCCAUACUCGAUAGAGGAACUGCUGAAGAAGGAUGAGGGCAAGAGCAGCUCGAAGAGGCCGAAACUGACAAACAUCGGAGUAGUGCAACCCUGCGGGAUCGUCCUCAACAAGGAGAUCUGAGGAUCCCGUGAAAAACGGACCGGAGAAUAACAUAGUCUAGCGAUAGAGGCUAAGUUGAUCGUCUAACUUCGGAGGUGUCCUCAGAAAUCUCGUACUCACAUGGCGCGGAAACUGUUCGGAAAGAGGUGACUAAAGGAAGUAAGAAGCUAGGGAAUGGAAUCUUGUAUCAGAUUGAGUAUCAAGUUUGAAUAACAAACGCUGUGUCGAUGAGUAUUGUUUGUGAUUGAAUAGUUUAAAGGCUGUAACGAAUUGAAUACUGAUUACCUGUACGUGUUACACUUGGAGCACAAAAGAUUGAAGUAUUGAGAGUUGUAUGAAAGUUGAUUUGUUUUAU
This is a messenger RNA of Nomia melanderi (Alkali bee), 1585 nucleotides long. It is a transcript of the gene Poxn, whose product is annotated as paired box pox-neuro. Gene Ontology annotation, biological process: anatomical structure development; regulation of transcription by RNA polymerase II. The record is from RefSeq and is a predicted model, not a curated record. Lineage: Eukaryota; Metazoa; Arthropoda; Insecta; Hymenoptera; Halictidae. Gene Ontology annotation, molecular function: DNA-binding transcription factor activity, RNA polymerase II-specific; RNA polymerase II cis-regulatory region sequence-specific DNA binding.